Molecule: messenger RNA, 2136 nt
Organism: Rotaria sordida
Lineage: Eukaryota; Metazoa; Rotifera; Eurotatoria; Philodinida; Philodinidae
Source: the annotation of a GenBank genome assembly
AUGGGAACUUGCACAUCAACAGCAAGACAUCGACAGAAGCAACGACCGCAAGAAUAUAAUCGAGCAGCAUCAAAGAACUCAAUCGUCCUUGAUCUUAAAUCACCUCCACCUUUGUCAUCAUUACCAUUAAAUAUAGUUCCAAAUCAUCAAUAUCAACAUUCUUAUUGUUUGUCUACAGAUUUUGACCUAUUGUCAUCAACAAAACCUUUCUUUCAUCAAACAGAUACAAAUAGUUUAAUACAAUUAUAUUCUUCUAAUACAAAUAGUAAUAAUAAUAAUAAUAAUAAUAACAAUAAUUCGAAUAUUAUCAGUCGGAUGUCGUCAGCAUCAUCUGUACCACAGGUUCCACCUCGAAUCCCGGUGCCAAAAACUCGAUUACCUGCCUAUCAUCCACCACAAUCACAGCAAACAACUAUAACUAUAAGACCUAAAAAUGUAACAUCAACUGCUAUUUCAACUAAUCAAACAGGUUCUAUAACACCAAUGUCAAUAACAAAUCGUCCACCACCACCAACAACAAUGCAAACACGGUUUGGUUUUAUACCACGACCAACUGCACCCGGAUUACCUCAAUCACGAGCAUCAACAUAUGCAUCACGUAGUCGUUCGAUUAGUCCAACAUCGAAUGUCAGCGCUAAUUCAUCAUCAUCAUCAUCAAUUUCUUCUCAACGUUUAGCAAAAGCUCCAACAAUAUCAAAACCGACACCAAAUCGAUCUAUUCCAUCUUCAACAACAACAACAACAACAACAAAUAAUAACACUUCUAAAGCUAAAAUAUUGACGUCUCCUCGUCAUGGAGAUUCAUCAAUAACAAAACCAAAUGUUAAAUCAAAUAUUCAAGCACCAACAGCAGCUAGUCGUAUGCGUUCAAGAACACCAUCACGAACUUCUGCGACAUCUUCAUCAUCAUCUAUUGCUUCUCCUCCACCCCCUCCUUCUUCUGCUCCAUCAUCAUCACAGUCUGCGACGACAACAACAACAACGACAAUUAUAAAAACUGAUGUCAAUACUAUACGUGAUCGUUAUAAAACACAAAAACGUAUGAAUUUCUUUACACGUCGUACGCCAUUAUCAACAGCUAAUGGUUCACCCGUAGCUAGUUCAAUUUCAUCACCUGAAACAUUAGUUAUUAAUCAAGAAAAUAAACAAUCAUCAUCAAUAUCUAAAACAACGAAUAAUCGAAAAAAUGAUUCAAAAGCAAUAAUACCUCCAGAAAUACCUUUAUCUCAUCAAAAUGAUUCAACCUAUGGAAAUGUAAAGUCUACUUCCAAUCAACCUCCAUCUGCACAUCUUUCUCAGGGGAAUAAACAUCGACAACGGGCUAUUAGUAUGUUGUCUGGAUCAUCAGCUAUUUCAGAUGUACUGAAUCAAGAUACAUUACUUGAAGAUGAUAAUUGUAGUCUGAAAUCAGAUGAUUUAAUAUGUGAUUAUGAUGAUACAGUUACCAUCAAAUCUACUUGUAAAAAUGAUCGAAUAGAUUCAUUACCUUCAUCUUCAAUUGAACCAAAUAAACAACAUACUAAAAUAAUGUCUGUUACACCAACGAAACCAAAUAUUCCUCAUUAUCAACCAACAUCGAAAGAACAUCGUUCAACUACUACAACUAAAUAUUCAACAACUCUAAGUGAUACAAUAAAUGCUAGUUUACGUGAAUCACUUGAUGAAUUAAAUCGAUUAAGUAAUCAAAUGGAUCAUAAUAUUGAUAAUGAACAAAAUCGAAGAUUAAUGACACGUUCAGUUUCAUUAAAACCACCAUCAAGUUAUUUACCACGCCUUGAAGAUGCUGAACAAAUAACAAUGGAUAUUGAAUCUUAUCGACAAGUUAUGAAAGAUGUUAUGGUUGUUAAAACAAUUCUUCAUCAACUUGAUCGAUUACUUAAACAUUCUGAUGGUGCUAAUAUGACGGAUUCAAUGGUUGGUUCAUUUCAUGAAUAUCAUGAUCCUAUGUUUAGUUCAAGACGUUAUUCAACAAGUCUUGCCGAUGGAAAUGUUCGUAAUUUAAUCGAUGAAAAUUCAUCUUAUGAUGAUUUACUUAAAGAAAUAACAACAUUACGUAAAGAAAAAGAACAAGAUAAACAAACAAUCAAAUUAUUGCAAGAACAGAUGUAUAAAUAUUCAAGUCAAACCAAUGGAUGA